AAAUGCUUCACUUACCCACUGUUGGGAAAUCGCAAGCUGAAGAGAGUUAUAACCAAAAAAUGUUGCCUGCACUACAUAUGUAGGUAGUACUCGGUGAGUAGGAACCAGAUUUGAUUCAUCCGUAUAAAGCGCUGUCCAUGGGAAACGAGCACUUGCGUUUUCCCUGGUGAUUUGGUAUCCGCAUGUUUCACCACGAACUAGGCUGUCAGGUUGCUCUGGCAAGUGACAGAUGGUAUCAAGACUCAAAAAAAAAACUCACCGGUGCAAUGAAAUGCCUCGAACGGUAUAAAGGUAAAGUUUUUUUCAAGGCAUCUCUCAACCACAGACAUGAAAUCGCAUUUUCUACUGCCUUUGAUACCUCUCGCCUUGGCUGCCACUCUGGAGAAACGGGCUGCCCCGCAGGGCAUAGAUGUUUCUCACUUCCAACCGAAUGUCGACUGGGCGCAGGUCAAAGCGAAUGGUAUUUCAUUCGCUUUUAUAAAAGCGACCGAAGGAACUACGUUCAUCGACCCCUCAUUUUCGUCUCAUUACACUGGAGCCACGAAUGCUGGACUUAUUCGUGGAGCGUAUCACUUUGGCCAUCCAGACUCGAGCUCAGGAGCCACGCAAGCAAACUUCUUUUUGGCUCACGGGGGUGGAUGGUCCGGUGAUGGGAUCACUUUCCCUGGUGUAUUGGACAUUGAAUUUAAUCCAAGUGGCGACACUUGUUACGGUCUGACUCCCGCUGCCAUGGUCAGCUGGAUCAAGGAUUUUUCAGAUACAUACCACGCAAAGACCACUAGGUUCCCGAUCAUCUACACAAACACGAACUGGUGGAAACAAUGCACCGGCAACAGCGCAGCGUUCACUUCGAAUUCACUUUGGAUUGCCCGCUUCAGUUCUAGCCCUGGUGAAUUGCCGGCGGGUUGGCCAACCUACACCUUCUGGCAAUUUGCGGAUUCUGGUCCCAAUCCUGGCGAUCAAGACAAUUUCAACGGUGACCUUGCAGGGCUUAAACGGAUCGCGACUGGAUAG
Messenger RNA from Marasmius oreades (fairy-ring Marasmius), 1014 nucleotides. RefSeq lists its product as uncharacterized. Gene Ontology annotation, molecular function: lysozyme activity. NCBI's taxonomy places the organism in Eukaryota, Fungi, Basidiomycota, Agaricomycetes, Agaricales, Marasmiaceae. Gene Ontology annotation, biological process: peptidoglycan catabolic process; carbohydrate catabolic process; cell wall macromolecule catabolic process. The coding region runs from base 328 to 1014 and encodes 228 amino acids. The record is from RefSeq and is a predicted model, not a curated record. The transcript has 10 exons.